Solenopsis invicta (red fire ant) is the source of this 4984-nucleotide messenger RNA. Its product is annotated as RNA-binding protein 45. The coding region runs from base 342 to 1790 and encodes 482 amino acids. Gene Ontology annotation, molecular function: RNA binding. NCBI's taxonomy places the organism in Eukaryota, Metazoa, Arthropoda, Insecta, Hymenoptera, Formicidae. The record is from RefSeq and is a predicted model, not a curated record. The transcript is spliced from 6 exons.
UGAAAAUAUGAAUAAAAGAAAUGAAAUAACAUUUCUUUUUUCACCAGAACCGUAGAAUUAUUUUUCACGAAUGAUUCGAGGAUGAAAUGAAAUAUUUGAUCUUGUUUAAAGGGUCCCGCGCCUCUCGUCUGUCACAUGGAUUAGCCGCGGGUCGGAGGGAAGCAGAGGGAAGCGGCGGGAACACCCCUCCGUCGGUCGAAGCACGAAGCAUCCUCGCGCAUCAGCCAACUCCAGCCAAUUCCGAAACUCUGACUACUCCGAGCCGCGUAAACGGACAGCGGUAGUAGAUCGUUCGCGCUCGCGGCAGCGCUCGCGUCCGUCGUCAUUCAUCGUUUGGUAAAAUGGCCGACCACAGGGAACGGGACUCGUAUUAUUCGCAGACGGAUCUGCGUUCCAAGAAUGACGACCCGCCGAACUCGCGCCUCUUCGUCAUCUGCCACAAGAGUCUCGAGGAAGAUGAUCUCAGGAAGGCGUUCGAGAAAUUUGGCAAGAUCGAGGACAUCUGGGUAGUUAAGGAUCGCAACACGGGCGAGAAUAAAGGUGUCACAUACAUCAAGUUCUCCAAAACAUCAGAGGCGGCGUUCGCUCUGGAGGAGAUGAACGGCAAGAUGCUGGGCUCUGUUGGUAGACCUAUCAAAGUGAUGAUUGCCUCGAACCGGGAUCAGGGUUCUGUGCGCGAGACAAACGAAGAAGAGAGGUGGGUUCGCUUAUUCUGUGUAUUACCGAAAACUAUGACUGACAGCGAGCUGCAACAGGAAUUCUCCAAAUUCGGUGCGAUCGAGUACGCGACGGUUGUGAAGGAUCGCAGCACGAACGAGUCCAAGGGUUUCGGUUACGUCAAGUUCAAGAAGGUGUCGAGCGCGGCGCGGGCGUUCGAGGAGUGCGACAGGAAGUACAAAGCGGUGUUUGCCGAGCCGAAGAAACCGAAACCUGAUCACAACGAUGCCAAGUACAAUAAUGGACUGUCCAGCGCCGCGUAUGACGGUACCAGCGGCAGCUACGGCUCCUCGAAUUUUGGCAAGAGCAGCAUCAGCCUGGAGAUUGCGACCAACUAUUCCAAUUCGGAGGGUUACACGCGUCUGCAGGUGAUUGCGCAUCCGGCUUUGAAUCAAGAUCAAUUAUGGAAGCUCUUUGACAUAGUACCCGGGAUGGAUUACUGCCAUUUGAAGACCGAUGUCAGAUAUAGAAUGCCGCGUGGCCAAGCUGUAGUGGUAUACAACAAUCCGAGCGCAGCGGCAUACGCGCGUGAGAAAUUCCACGGUUUUGAGUAUCCGCCCGGUCAUCGAAUGAUUGUCAAACCAGAUUUGACAAGCGCGCCGCCGAAGAGCACGUCGAAACCUGGCGGUUCGACCGCUGGCAGCGUCGCCAGCGCGAGGACGGAUUUGGCACACUUAGCGGAGACCAUUGCUCAAGCCACUUCGUUGAUUCAAGCUGCGGGCUUAACGGCACCGAAUCACAUAUCCGUCAAGUUACCACCGGUACAACCAAUGGCGAGUAUAGACGCCGAAGUCGCCAAGAGGUGUUUCAUCGUUUGCGGUCCACCAGUGCCGCCUAUCUACGCUAUGAAGGACGCGUUCUGUAGGUUUGGAAAUCUUAUAGAUGUAUAUAUGUUACCCGGCAAGAAUUGCGGAUACGCGAAAUACGCCAGCAUUAGUAGUGCUAACGAGGCGAUUGAGGUUCUGCAUGGUCAAGAGAUUUGUGGUUCUCGGCUGAAGGUUCUUGAAGCGGAAGAACGAAAUGUUGGUGAAGAUCGACGGAAACGAUUACGAAUGGAUGAGGACGAGAAUUGAACGUGUUCUAAUAAAAAUGCGUAUCUCACUGACUGGUAUACACAAGCCGGACGCACGCAACAAAAAGAGACGAAUUUAAAGACUACUACUCACUUGACCACAUCAAGGGCCUGCAUCCAGGGAAAACUACUCCAACUACCUACCUAUAUAUAUUUAACUAUUCGCUUACGUUCGCGCAGCUGCAACUCUCUACGUUACUGAAACCUUUAACUGCUACUCUACUACUACUACUAUUACUUUUUAUCCUCUUACAUGGUCCGUUCACACACGAUACGUUGCGCGCGCGGACAAUCCGUGUUUCUGUUACUUUAAGAAGCCUGUGCGAACGUAUAUCGAUGAGCGCUUGAACUCACUAUGCAUUUUCUAUCUGAAAAUGCAGAAAUGUACACUUUUGCUUUUCCUUCGAAUUUCGCAUGGAGGCUCGGAGGAAGCAAAGCGCGCAUACACUGACGAAGUGCGCAGACCGCACUUUCUUGAUAUUUGUCUCCCAGACUGAUAUUCGUAUCUAUCUACUCUAAUAUAUAAGGUACCUGAGCCGAAGCCCAUCUAACUUAUUUCUUUUUAAUUUUCUUUAUAGGGAUAUAUUAAAAUAAAUUAAGUUAGAUUAAAAUUUUUAUUUCAGUCAUUCACAAAAAAGUAAAAUAUAUUUUACAUAUAAAAUAUUAAAUUUUUUUUGUGAAAUUGAUAUUGGACAUUAUUAUAUGUUUACGAAUAUAAUAAAGCCCGAAUCAGAAAUAAAUUCAAAAUAACAAACUAAACAUUUUCUUUGAAAUCAGUUUUAAAGUAAUUAUUAAUUACUUUAAAAUAAUAAUAAUUAUUAAUUUAAUUAUAAAAAUAAAAUCCCUUAAGGUUUACUCUACUGUUAAACAUCACAAUUAUCUUUAAUUUUGUUUUUAAUUAAUUUUUUAAUUUUUGAAAAUUUUUAGCUAUUUGUGUGGUAAGUAAAAAAUAUAUUUAUUUUUAAAAAAUCGACAUAUAUGUUCAUUUUUUUUUCUAUAGUUAGGAAGUUAAAUAAUAUUGUAAUAUAUUAUAAUAAACCAUGAAGUAGCAUAUACUUAAUAAAUUUUGCUGUAAAUUUUUAUAAAAACGGAUUAUAUGCUUUAUCAUAAGUUUUUAUUGUACUAAACAAACGCGUUGCUGCCAAUUCCAGUUUCCCAAUUUCUCUUUACCUAUUUCCUAUGACACAUUUUUUAAUUAUAUAUUCUAAACAUCACAUGCGUUUUAAAUUCGAUACAUUCACAAAUGGGCCUUAUUUAAUGCUGAGCUUUAUUCAGCUCAAGUACCUUAUUUUUAUUCUUUCCUAAUCUUUUAAUCUUUAGCUUUGCAAUGAUUGAUUCUUUGAAAUGAUUGAUAAUUAUUGACGAAUGAUGAAUUGAUGAAUGGUUAGAGGUUUACACAUUUUAAAAUUUUUUUUUUUUUUUUUUUAAUUAAUCUGAUUCUGUGAGAAUGUGGUGAUUCUUUGAGAAGUCCAUGAGAACAGUUGUGACUCUCCGAUUAUCCGUUCGCAUAAGCUUUUAGGUAUAAAUUAUACCUAAGGUUUGAACGAAGAGACCUUUUAUUUAUGAUUAAAUUUCUGUACUUUUUUUUAUAGUUAUAUUGCGUGCAAGAAAAGAAAUAAUUUGUAUUUUAUACGUCAUUAAUCACUUUUAUGACGAUAAGUUAAAGUUAUUGCGGACAAGAAUUAUUCCAAAACAAGGUAUAUUAUUGAGACAUUACUAAAAAUUUUGUGCUGUGGUGUGAUAACAAGAUAAAAAAUUGUUAUUUAAUCAAAUAUAUCAUGUCGUAUAACUUUGUUAUAUUGUUUGACUCAUAUUUGUAUAGAAUAUUUUAAUUUAUUGAUGCUUCGUGAGAUAUUUUGAUCAAUUCGCUUUUUUUACACACAUAAUUAAAAUUUUAAUUAAUAAAAAUUUAAUUUGAAAUUUUUGCGUUUUAAACGAAAUAUUAAUAUACAUGAAAAAAUACUUUCAUUAAAAGCGAACAAUUCGUUUAGAAAAGAUGUUUAAUUUAUCGAAGAAACGAUGAUAUUUUUUGACUUUUAAUACACAAUUAAGAAAAUUUUUAUAAAAAAAAAUACGAAAUAUUAAUGUAAGCUAGUACUCAAUAUUAUACGCGUCGAUGUUUCCGAUUAUUGAGUAAAAUCUUGUUUUGGAAAUGGUUGAUGUAGAAACGAAUGAAAUGUACUGGCAUGUAGACUGUUUUUCGUUCGGAAGUACGACAGAUGAAAGGAGGGUAGGUUUUGUCACUUACAGUAAAAGAUAGGAAAAAGAACAGACGAUUUUUCCUGAUAUGCAAAAAACCUGAUAUCCAUCAUUACGAAAUCAGACGACCUCGUCAUACACCCGGUGAUCGACGCACAACAUUGAACGUUUUAUGAUGGACACACAUUUUUUGUACUACCGUGCGGUUAGACUCUCACUGUAUUGACCGGAUGAUGUCCCAGAUGACUGUAACUGUGACUUGUUUUCUUUGGUGAUAUCAAAUACACAUGGAAUACGCAAUAAAUCCCAAACCACCGACUCUUUCACUUUCAUUUUCUUUUUACUUUGUCGUUUAUUGUCUAUUGGAGUAUUGUACAAUUUUGCCUAAUUGAUACACUGAUUCUUUUUGAUAAUCUGAUAUGUAUUCUUCUCACUUUCAGGAUAUCGUGAGGAUUCCACGAAGCACUGUACCUGAAGACUGUGAUAUUUCUAGCGGUAUAAGAUUAUUAUAAUGUUUCUACGAGAUUGUAUAUAUGGGGAGGAAAGUUUUACAGAAUAUAUUAAAUUAUAUUUUUAGCACAAUUUCUAAUUGUAUCACGUAAAUGCAUUAAAAUUUUUUUUUUUUUUUUUUUUUUGAGACAAACUCUUGUCUUGAAUAUAUGCCUCUAUUAAACAAGUGGACGAAUAAGAGCGGACUUUUCAUCGCCUCUCUAUUUUUAAAAGUCUUGUUAUGUUUAGAUGGAGUUUACUUAUAUCGAUAAAAGAAUUAAUUAGAGACAAAUUACAGCAUAAGUCUAAAAUAUAAAAUAAAGUGAGUUUUUUAAUUCAUUGAUUGCAUUAAUUGACAGAACAAAUUGUAUAUAAUACGAUUGAUCAAUCGAUGAAUUAAAAAGUUAUAUUCUAAAUAAUAUAAUUGUGAUUAGAAAUUACUUGGCAUAAUUUAAUACGAAUAAAACAAAUUAUACAACAAAUGGUGUGAUCUCUCGCGACAUUUUC